Clonostachys solani is the source of this 1302-nucleotide messenger RNA. The record is from the annotation of a GenBank genome assembly. Lineage: Eukaryota; Fungi; Ascomycota; Sordariomycetes; Hypocreales; Bionectriaceae.
AUGGCUCGCUUUGCCAAUAGCCUGCUGGUAAUGGCUUUUGCCUUUCACUCCUUUGUCGCAGCAAUUGACUGCAAUGGAACCAUCACAAUCACAAGCCAGGAUGACGCCAAGGACGUGCGGGAAAAAUGCAAGGUGGUCGGGGGAGACUUGAAGUUUGCGUGGAAUUUAUCAGAGAGCAUCGACCUCGACGGCCUGGAGGGGGUGAAUGGGUCGGUCGAGCUGACGACGUGUGACGAUAAAUGCGACGACAUCACGAUUCCCCAGCCCUUCAACAUCAGCAGCCCCACGCUCAAACGCAUCAAUGGCAGCCUUUCGUUUUCAUCAUUUUACGGUCUCGAAAAACUUAUUCUUCCUAAUCUAAACAACGUCAACCAGAGCGUUUCCCUCUUGGACUUGGACAACGUUACACAUAUCGAUCUGACCCGGCUGGUAACUGUCGGCGGCUUCACCCUGGGAGCGAAGAGACUGGAGGAGCUGAAGCUGGAUGGACUUCAGAACUUGACGGACAGCUCAACGGGGAACAUCACCGUGUACGAUGUCGGAACUAUCCAAUCUGUGGAUGGGAUAUACGAGAAUCCCAUCGAUGGCCUGCAGCUCGGAGAAGCAAACGUCACUCUCAACAGAAACUACACCGGCAGUGUGAAGAACGUCACCUUCGGCUGGACCCGCGUCCACGAUCUCUUGGUCGAGAGCGGGGCAGGGAUAUCAGUCACGCUCGGAGGACCCUCAUCCGAGUCUCUCGAGAUCGACUACCUCAAGCUGGGCAAGGGCGUCGUGGGGCUCGAGCGUGGAUCGCAGAUGAAGAACCUGACGGUAAAGAAGUUCCAGAGCGAGAGCAUGAACGUCACCAGUUUGAAGCUGGAUUUCGACCAGGCGUCCGAAAUCGCCAUCGUGGGCACCUCGCUCAAAUCGGUCGAGAUUCCUUCCGAGGCGGAGAACUGGGAGAAUCUGAACCUGACCAUCUCAACUGUUCCGUUGUUCGAAUUCGGUUCGAAAUCCGCCGACGGGAGCCAGGCCUGGCACUGGCCCAAGGGGGACAUGUCGGCCCUGCGCCUCGUCGGCAACAUGACGUCGGAUUUCCUCACAUCUUUUAUUCAGGGAAGCACGCGAGUUGUGAACACCUUCCACAUUGACGACACGUCCGGCUCUGUGAACUGCACGGCCCUCUACCAGAUCCAGGACAGGCUUCCCGAAAAGUUUUUCUGUCAAGCGCGUAAUGACAACGGCGCAUCCAUGCCCGCUAUUCUUCGUCCUUUACACAUCGGAGUAUUUUUAAGCACGGUUAUCGUACUAGCAUUAUAA